Messenger RNA from Myotis myotis, 2659 nucleotides. RefSeq names its product GTP binding protein 3, mitochondrial (gene GTPBP3). The coding region runs from base 920 to 2113 and encodes 397 amino acids. The transcript is spliced from 8 exons. The record is from RefSeq and is a predicted model, not a curated record. Gene Ontology annotation, biological process: tRNA methylation; tRNA wobble uridine modification. Gene Ontology annotation, molecular function: protein binding; GTP binding; GTPase activity. NCBI's taxonomy places the organism in Eukaryota, Metazoa, Chordata, Mammalia, Chiroptera, Vespertilionidae. Gene Ontology annotation, cellular component: mitochondrion; cytoplasm.
UUGGUGGCUUCUUGUUAUAUGCGCUGACCAGGAAUAAAACCCACAACCUUGGACUAGGGGGGCAAGGCUCCAACCAACUGGGUUACCAGGCCAGAGCAGUUUAUAUUACUUUUCACAAAUGUGAGUUUCAGAUAAACGAAUAGAUCUUUAGUAGGUCCCAAAUAUUACAUGGGACACAGCAUUAUUCAUUGUUUAUCUGGAAUUCACAUUUAACUGGGCGUCCUGUAUGGUGCCUGGCACCCAGACUCCUGCCCAUCCUGAGUUGCCUCCUCCCUUAGAGAGAGCCCAGCGAGGGCAGGUGCCCGUUCUGGUUCUCAGAAUGCACACAGUAGACGCUUGAUGUAUACUUGUGACAGAUGGAGCAGCUCAGAGACAGCGAAUGCAUUGUUAGUCCCUUUUCUACAAAGUUAAAAGCUGAGCAGGGCGGGGCGUGGGAGAAAAGAGAACUCAAGCCUUUCCGACCGAUUCUUUCCCAAAUGCAGGUGCUCUGCCCGCCCGCUCCAUCCAAGAACCGAAGAAUUGGCCAUGAGAAAGCGUCCCCGAGACCCCGCCCAGCCAGUGCCUGGAAUUCCACCGUCAGCUCUUCCUUCUGCUACGAUCCCACGUUCUCCUAAGUUAACCUGAAAACCGUGCGCGCGCCAGGGCAGCGGCGCCCCGGCUCCUGGGUCCGGGGCCACCAUCUUCGCGCUGAGCUCUGGCCAAGGCCGCUGUGGCAUCGCCGUGAUCCGGACCAGCGGCCCUGCCAGCGGGCACGCCCUCCGCAGCUUGACUGCACCCCGGGAGCUGCCCCGCGCCCGCAGCGCCAGCCUGCGCCUGCUCACCGACCCCCGCUCCGGGGAGCCGCUGGACCGCGCCUUAGUGCUCUGGUUCCCAGGUCCCCACAGUUUCACGGGUGAGGACUGUGCGGAGUUCCACGUGCAUGGAGGCCCGGCAGUGGGUGCCAGGGCUGCGGCCUGCGGAGGCGGGUGAGUUCACCAGACGGGCCUUUGCCCACGGGAAGCUGAGCUUGACGGAGGUGGAGGGGCUGGCGGAUCUGAUCCAUGCGGAGACGGAGGCGCAGCGGCGGCAGGCCCUGAGGCAGCUGGACGGGGAGCUGGGUCAGCUCUGCGGUGGCUGGGCAGAGACCCUCACUAAGGCUCUGGCCCAUGUGGAGGCCUAUAUCGACUUUGGGGAGGAUGACAACCUGGAGGAGGGCAUCCUGGAGCAAGGUGUGUUGGCCUGGGGGUCACGGCUGGGGACACCUGCAUUUCAGCCCCUAGAAGCCCCCUCCCUCCCUCCUCUCUUUCUUUCGUGCACAGCUGACAGCCAAGUGCGAGAGCUCGAAGUGGCACUGGACACACAUCUGCGAGAUGCUAGGCGCGGGCAGCGGCUGCGCUCAGGAGCGCACGUGGUGGUCACGGGACCCCCCAACGCGGGCAAGAGCAGCCUAGUAAACCUACUCAGCCGGAAGCCAGUGUCCAUCGUGUCCCCAGAGCCGGGGACCACCCGUGACGUGCUGGAGACCCCUGUCGACCUGGCCGGGUUCCCAGCGCUGCUGAGCGACACGGCAGGGUUGCGGGAGGGUCAGGGGCCGGUGGAGCAGGAGGGUGUGCGGCGCGCCCGAGAGAGGCUGGAGCAGGCUGACCUCAUCCUGGCCGUGCUCGACGCCUCUGACCUGGCCUCUCCAUCCAGCUGCAACUUCCUGGACACGGUUGUCACCCCCGCGGUAGCUCGGAGCCCCAAUGGGAACAGCCAGCGCCUCUUGCUGGUGCUGAACAAGUCGGACCUGCUGCCCCCUGGGGGUCCAGACCUCAGCCCUGAGCUGCCCCCCCACCUGCUGCUGUCCUGCCUGACCGGGGAGGGGCUGGACGGCCUCCUGGAGGCAUUGAGGAAGGAGCUGGCUAUAGUGUGUGGGAACCCAUCCACAGGCCCACCACUUCUGACGCGGGCAAGGCACCAACAUCACCUCCAGGGUUGCCUGGAUGCCCUUGGCCGCUACAAGCAAGCUACAGAUGUGGCCCUGGCCGCCGAGGCGCUGCGCGUCGCCCGGGGACACCUGGCCCGCCUCCACGGUGGAGGGGGCACCGAGGAGAUCCUGGACAUCAUCUUCCGGGACUUCUGCGUGGGCAAAUGAGGGGACCGCUGAAGCUUGAGCCAGGCUGGAUGGACACCCAGAGCCUGGAGACGCCUGGGAAUAGCUCAGGCCAAGCGAGGUUUUCAUUUCCUUGGGGAAGGCCUUGACCGCAAAACACGAGUGAGCUCCCUAUUGCUGAUGGUGACCACGCUCUAGCUGGCCAGGUUCCCCCACGGGGACUUGCUGGGGUUCAGGCCCUCGAGUGGGGCCGAGCAGAGGUCCCUUUGGGCACCUGAUCCUGCGGGAGUAGCCGUGAGGGUUGGGAGGGAGUUAGGAGAGUCUCAGGGGUCUGUUUUUCGUAGUUUUAAUGUAUUUUGUAAAUACCAAAGGAAAAAAAAUCUCAGGUGAUCCGGAAACGUGGAAACCCUCCCCCCACUGCCACUGGUGUCACAGCAUAACUUAUGUCCUUCUAGAACUUUCUUUGAGUGUUUGUAUACUUGUGAGUGCGCCUGUAAAAUAUGUUUUAUCUUGUGUAUUCUGCAAACUUUGUGUGUUUAUUGCUCUGCGGGUUAUCAUUCCUUUUUUAAUAUUAAUCUUGCAACUUUG